Molecule: messenger RNA, 243 nt
Organism: Oryzias melastigma (Indian medaka)
Lineage: Eukaryota; Metazoa; Chordata; Actinopteri; Beloniformes; Adrianichthyidae
Product: cat eye syndrome critical region protein 2-like
Exons: 3
Biological process (GO): chromatin remodeling
Cellular component (GO): CERF complex
Source: RefSeq, a predicted model, not a curated record
UGAGACGGAGAGUGAAGAUACGGAGGACAAGUCUGAAAAUGGCCUGGAUGACUUUCCACCGAGUCCAGCGGGAGAAAGAGGCGCUUGGUCCCUGGUGUGCGAUACGGAGGAGCAGUGGAUGGAGCUGGCAGAAAGCCUGAAGGACAAAACGUCCCCGCAGGACCGACACCUCCACCGUGUCAUCAGCCAAAACUUCCUGCCUGAGAUCAGCAGCAUGAUCGAGCACAAGGACCAGGAGCCACU